ACAAAUUCGUGUGACGUCAUUAUGGCCUAGUUGAGGGUUAGGUUUAGAGAUGGGGCUAUAUUGAGAAAUUUUCGUCGAUGGGACUGUGCUGAUGAAUAUAUAUUUGUAUACGUAGAUAUUAUCGAUAGCGUAGAAUCUAAGGAAUUCACUAAGGGCAGGUAAAAUUAGGAGGGCUUCGAGCACUCUCUGAAAUGUCCCGACAUGAAGGCGUUAGCUGUGAUGCGUGCUUGAGAGGAAAUUUUCGUGGACGACGUUACAAGUGUUUAAUAUGCUAUGAUUAUGAUUUGUGUGCUGCAUGCUAUGAAGUAGGAGCAACCACCACAAGACACACGACUGAGCACCCUAUGCAGUGUAUUCUAACUAGGUCAGAUUUUGAUUUGUAUUAUGGUGGUGAAGCACUUAGUGUAGAGCAGCCGCAGGCUUUCACGUGCCCAUAUUGUGGGAAAAUGGGCUUUACUGAGACAACAUUGCAAGAGCAUGUUGCCUCAGAACAUUCAGAAACGUCUUUCGAAGUGGUUUGCCCAAUAUGCGCAUCCCUACCUGGGGGUGACCCAAAUUUGGUUACUGAUGACUUCGCGGGUCACCUAACCUUAGAGCAUCGCAGUGGACCUCGGGACCUGAUAUCCUUUCUCGAUGAACCAACAGGAUCAAGGCAUGGAGUACGGAGGAUACCACACUCAUCACGUGGCGUUGGAGGACCUAGAGCUAGAAGAUCGAACAUGCACUUCAGCUCGUCUGGUGGAUUAUCUUCACUUUCACCUUCAAGCCGAGAAAGUGUAGACCCAAUAGCAGAACUCCUGUCCCAGCUGUCUGGAGUGCGCCGUUCAGCAGCUGGGCCUGGUUCCACGCCUUCACAGCUCCAGCAGCUGCAGAUGCAGCUGCAGUUGGAGAGGCAGCAGGUGAGGGCUGCACGACAACAACUGGAGCGGUUACCUCGGAGGCAAACACAAACAGCUUCAUCAGCAAAUACUGGUGGAGCGGGAUCUUCGGGUUCAGGUGCAGCUGGAACCACGACAACAGGAAAUCCUGCUGUGCCAUCAGAGUCAAAAGCUCAGAAUUCUCAGAACAGUUCUCAGUUCCUGCUUUCUAGAUGCUUCAAUCCACAUCUGACAGAUGCGGAGCUCCAAGUUUUGGAACGAGAAAGGGCAAAUCGUAGCCUCUUUGUGCAGGAAGUUGUUUUAUCAUCAAUUGUCGAAGAAGCGUCGAAGCUGUCCUUGACGGGAAAAGGUGCUGAAGUGAUAGGAGUACGGAAAGAAAGUGAAGAAAAAGCUGCUGCUGAGGAAGAGUGUGUAACUUUGAAAACAUCAGCUGGUGCCCCAUUAGAUAAUACAAAAAAUCUCUCGGAAGGAGAGGGGAGAAGCACGGACUCCCAAGGGAUAACUGCGCCUCAGCAGCCCAUCGGACAGGGUCAUCAGCCUGCACCUGUGGCAGCUGCACAGGUUUCUACCUGUAUGCCCCACACAGUGCGCCAUCGAGAGCACCUACUACAGCAGCAAGUUGUUAAGCAGCAUCAGCAUCUUCUCCCACAGGCCCAGCAACAACCGCAGCCUGUCCCAGGAACAUUAAGGCGUGCUGCACCAACUGUUGCUAGAGGCCCUGCUCCAGUGCUGACUCGACAGUCGGUGCCGCCACCUCCGCAGCGAGUGCAAGUGGUCCCGACAGUACGGGUUGUGACAGGCACUGGCACAGUUAGGGAAGUUGCCCCAUCCCCUCUCCUUUCAGUGGCUGCAGCUCUUCCCGUACCAGGUGCUCGAGGCGGCGCCUCUUCCCCUGCUCCUUCUCGUAGGAAGCCUGUUCGACCGGGAACUGGCAGUAGCACGGGAGCCACAGAAGCUAGUGCAGGCACUAGGAAUCGUUCUGCCGAACCCCCGCCACCUCGUUAACAAAUGGCUAUUGGUCCUGUAUCUAGUCCAGCUGCUUAGAAUUAAAUUCCACUGUUAAUUCAUUGGAUCCUUCAUUUAUUUGUAAUUAUAUUUUGCCAUCUGUGUACAAACUAUGUGAAAGUUGGUGAGUCUGACAUAAAGAGACAUCCUCUUGUUCUUCGUGGGAGUCAGGAUAUCUAUUUGUUGACUGUGACUAUGGUCACUCAUUAGUCUGUCACAGUUUUUGCUAAAUUUUAAAAGCAAAUAUAUAUUCAGCAGUCUCAGAUCUUUGUAUUAAAGAUUUGAAUUAUUGUGACAUUCUUACAUUGGGGGUAGGGUUCUGUUGUAUAUUGUUAUAUAUAUGUAUAUGACCUUAUAAGUAAGUCGUAACUAAACCUUGAUAUAUAUGUUAAUAUACUUGGUAAUAAACACCUUGGGCAUGUCAGUCUGACCAGCUUUUGCAGACUGUUGUAAAAUAGCUUGUGUGUGGGCUGUGUGUGUGUACUUGAAUCUGCAAGAUGUGGAUGUGCGUGGUAGACUGUUGAGAAUGAACUGAUCUUGUUUUCCAUAAAUACAAAUGUAAAAUAUCUUUUUUUUUUUUCAGACAUAGUCUUUGUUAAGGCAAAGAGAGAAGUCCUAUCCAUUUUAUUUCUUUUUUUUCCCCCUACCUUUAUUAUUUUGUAAUCUCUUCUGUGAUUUAUUGCACAGAGUGCUUUACAGUUCUGGCACACUCAUAGACUGUUAAUUAUUCAUGUGAGGGAUUAAACUUUGCUCUCUGUUAAAUGCAGAUGUGUAACCAUUAACAGGUCUAACAAAUGAAUUUCUGUAACAAUCUCAUGAAAUCUAUUUAGGUGAGCACCGUGCAUCAGAUUUUAUAGACUUUUUUCGAUUAAUAUGGGCAUGUGCUGCUGCAGUAGUAGUCUUUAUUGCCACAUUUUAUUUGUAUUUGCUGUAAUUAAAUCAAUUAAGCCCUAUAAAAAAAUGUGCUUAAACUUUAUUGUUUGGGAGGACAGAUAACAGUUCAGAGUAAUUUUGUCUUUUUGUUUUGACAUGUCACUGGUUAAUAAAGCUGUCAUACAAUUUGGA
Schistocerca nitens (vagrant locust) is the source of this 2948-nucleotide messenger RNA. Its product is annotated as E3 ubiquitin-protein ligase KCMF1-like. The transcript is spliced from 8 exons. Gene Ontology annotation, biological process: synaptic signaling. Lineage: Eukaryota; Metazoa; Arthropoda; Insecta; Orthoptera; Acrididae. Gene Ontology annotation, molecular function: zinc ion binding. Gene Ontology annotation, cellular component: plasma membrane. The record is from RefSeq and is a predicted model, not a curated record. Bases 192 to 1883 code for a protein of 563 amino acids.